AACGCGACUUCCCGUCACCGAUCCACGAACGAAACGACACGCUCUCCUCCCCAACUUCGCACCACCCCCCACUCCCGCGCUCAUCCCGUCGCCUCCUCUCCCGGGUCACCGUCAACGUUAUAGAUCUACUAGAGAUAGAUCUGUCAACCUACACUUGUCGCAGCAACAUCAACACCAUAGCGACGAUCCAACAGCGCCUAUGAGUCUCGAGGCAAAACUAGUCGUCCUUGGAACCCAAGGUGUGGGAAAGACUUCGCUUGUAGUCAGAUAUGUCAAGAAUACAUUCGACCCGGCGUCGGCGUCGACAAUAGGUGCCAGUUUUCUGGCAAAGAAAGUGGUUGUGGACGAUUGUCUUGUCAGGUUGCAGAUUUGGGAUACGGCUGGACAGGAGCGAUACCGUAGCAUAUCGAAGCUCUACUAUAGGUCCGCCAAUUGUGGAAUUCUCUGCUACGACAUCACUUCAGAAGCCUCAUUCCUCGCCAUGCACUCAUGGCUUCUCGAACUCAAGAAAAACAUCAACAAUAAUAUCAUAAUCCAUAUUGUCGGCACCAAGGCGGACCUAGUCAACGCGGACCCAUCGAAGCGCGAGAUUCCAUUCGAGAGAUGCGUUGCGUAUGCCGCUGAGCACCUGGGCGACAAUGAAGGCCUCGGCUGGAUGGAUACGUGUCAUGAAAUCUCGGCCAGGGAUGACACGGGAGUCGACGAGGUUUUCCACGUCAUCGCUAGGAAACUAGUUGAGAGGCGUCAGGAGAUCGAGAAUGAGAGGCUGUAUGGUCCGGCUGGCGGCAACGCCAGCAACGGCGGCGGCGGCAGUGGUGGUGGCAGGGGCGGAGCCCGCGAGGGCAACGUCGAUGCGGCGCAGGAAACUGAGAGGAAGAAGGGCAUGUGCUGUUGAUGCGCAUGACCGAACCAACGAACGACAGCGCUGUUGAUGCGAACAAACGGCUUGUUACGAUUUCAUGAGGUAUCACUGAUAGUUCUGGGGUAAAAUA
Molecule: messenger RNA, 992 nt
Organism: Tricharina praecox
Lineage: Eukaryota; Fungi; Ascomycota; Pezizomycetes; Pezizales; Pyronemataceae
Product: P-loop containing nucleoside triphosphate hydrolase protein
Exons: 7
Coding region: 200-895 (231 amino acids)
Molecular function (GO): GTPase activity; GTP binding
Source: RefSeq, a predicted model, not a curated record